Molecule: messenger RNA, 1623 nt
Organism: Aspergillus eucalypticola CBS 122712
Lineage: Eukaryota; Fungi; Ascomycota; Eurotiomycetes; Eurotiales; Aspergillaceae
Product: fasciclin domain-containing protein
Exons: 1
Coding region: 1-1623 (540 amino acids)
Biological process (GO): macroautophagy
Cellular component (GO): fungal-type vacuole membrane
Source: RefSeq, a predicted model, not a curated record
AUGAAAAUUCCCCUUUGGGCCUUUGUGGCCUUGCCCUUCACCACCGCCCUCGUCUUCCCAUUCCACCAUAAUCCCCUCCCCGAGGAUGAUGAUGGUAGUUUCACCAUCGCCGACGAGAAUAUAAACCCCGACCUAAUCAAUGGCAUAACCACCACCCUCGCAACAGCCCUCGACCACCUCACAACCGACAUCUGGCCCACCAUCGUGAACAACUACCUUAACUACAACCCCAGUGAUUCACCUCAUCUCUACGCCCAGCACGUCUCCGAACUCGCUCCGCCCUUCCGCCAUCCCACUCCACCCCCAUAUCUCCGCCACCCCGCAUCCAAUAAGACCCUCUACGACCUCAUCCUCUCCAACCCGGAUACUUCCAUCAUCGCUCACUUCAUCCGCAACGACUAUCAUCUUACGACCCUGCUCAACAGUACCACCUCGAACAACCUUACCUUCUUCGCUCCUACCGACGAAGCCAUCCGCAAACUCCACCACCAAUACCACCAUGAACAUAAUACCAACAAUAAUGAGGACACCCACGCCCGCAUCCACCACAUCCUCACCUACCACACCGUAAAGGGCUCCUAUCCCAUCGACAAACUUUUCCAAUCACCCACCGUCCCGACCUACAUCCAUACUGAACAUAGUACCCUCCCCCAACGCAUCACCGUCCAUCCAAUCCUACUCCGCGACCUAAUGCUCAACUUCCACAGCCGCAUCAUCUCCCUGGAUAAACACGCCUCCAAUGGAGUCCUCUACCACAUCGACUCGGUUCUUAUGCCUCCUCUUUCUACCCUCACCAUACUUAACUCCCUCCCUUCCGAGUUCAGCACCUUUACGCUAGCAUUGUACAGAACUGGUCUGGAUAGGGUACUUACCACCAGCUCCGAUACAAAUACCAAUACCAUUACCAUCACCAGCAGAAGCAGAAGCAAGAACCCCAACAAAGCCCUAACCAUCCAAGACGAUUACCAAACACAACCACAACCACAACACAGUCAAGAAGAAGAAGACGGAGGAAGAGGAAAAAGAAAUAGUCUAACCCUCCUCCUCCUCCCCCCCAACCCCUCCUUCGUGGCAACAUUCACCCCCGAAGCCCUCACCUUCCUCUUUUCCCCCGAGGGGGAAAAAUACCUCUCCGCCAUCAUAAAAUACCACAUUGUUCUCGGCGAGACGCUCUACUCAGACCACCUGUAUACCAAACACGGUGAUAUACUCCCCCUCCCACCGGGGGAUAACUCCAUGUUUCAUAUAGAGAUGGAGAGUUUGUUACACAGAUCUCAUUCACGUACUGAUAUUGAUGAUGAUGAUGAUGAUGAUGAUGAUGAUGAUGAUGAUGAAGGCAAGACGGGGAGGGUUUCCAUCGAUGCGAAAUGUCACAGCGCGUACCCACUUCUCCUCCAGGUAAUAAAUGGGUAUCAGGGUGUCAAGGCGGGGGAGGAGUUGUUGACUGCGGAGGGGAGUAUGUUUGUUUUAGGUGGGGGGAGGGUGUUGGUCCCGCCGAGGAGAGGAGAUGGGGAGGAGGAGGAUGUGGUUGAUGCGAGGGAGAGAGGGGAUGGUGGUGGGUAUUUGAUGGGGGUGGAGGAGGUGAGGGAGAGGGUGGAAGGUUGGUUGGGUCAUGGUGGAUGA